AUGGCUAACGAAGACGGCGCAACCUCGGCGGGGGAUUACUACUGCAUACCCGAGGCCACGUCCUCCACAUCCAUUACACAUCAUCACACCGCGACGUUUGAUUUCGUGGUGACCGAUUACCUGCAGCUUAAGGGCAUGGGUGUCGGCGAGUUCGUUGCCUCGUCCGUCUUCAAAGUCGGCGGCUACAAGUGGGAGCUCAACUUCUACCCGGAUGGGAUCACCCAGUACAGGUGUGGCGAUAACACCUCAUGCUACGUUCGCUACCUCGGCGGAGCCAAGGAUGUGAAGGCCAAGUUCGCGCUCAGCAUGCUGAGGACCAGCAGCCAGGCAGAGGUGGUCAGCUGUCGCGCGAAGGAGCACGUCUUCUCUCAGCGGAAUGACGAGCGGGGCCGCCGCAGGUUUGUGAGCAGGUGGAGCUUGAAAUCCCUGUCCCGCGAAGGCGAAGGCGACGGCUCCUUCACGAUACGGUGCGUGCUCACCGUCAGCAAGGAGUCUCCGCUGGUGCUGCAGGGCAAGCUCGAGCCCUGGAUCGGUGACCCGACAGGCGCGGACGUCACGUUCCGCGUGGGCGGCCGGAAGUUUCCAGCGCACCGGAUCCUCCUGGCCUCGCAGUCGACAGUCUUUAAAGCUCAGCUCUUUGGCCCCAUGGCGGAGAAGGACAUGGGGCGCGUCAAGGUCGUGGAUGUGGAGCCGACCAUCUUCCAAAUGAUGCUUCACUACGUCUAUACGGAUUCGCUGCCACCGUGCGACGACAAAGACGGGUACAGCGUCGCGACGCUGCAGCAUUUGCUGGUCGCCGCGGAUAGGUAUGGGCUGGGCAUGCUGAGGCUAAUGUGCGAGAGGGAGCUGUGUGAAAAGAUCGAUGUCAAGACUGUCAGGUCCACCUUCGCAUUGGCGAACCAGCACAACUGCGAGCAGCUCAAGAGUGAUUGCCUGUGGUUUAUCUCAUCGCCAAAAGUCCUUGGCGCCGUCUUAGAGACCGAGGGGUUCAAGGAGCACUUCAUACCAAGUUGCCGCCCAAUGGCUUUGGAGGAGGGAGCUUCAGGGAAAAAAUGUAGACGUCGAGAGGAAAAAAUUGAUCCAAACAAGAAAAAGAUCAAAAAGAUCCGUACAAAGCAGUGA
Molecule: messenger RNA, 1122 nt
Organism: Triticum dicoccoides
Lineage: Eukaryota; Viridiplantae; Streptophyta; Magnoliopsida; Poales; Poaceae
Product: BTB/POZ and MATH domain-containing protein 2-like
Exons: 1
Coding region: 1-1122 (373 amino acids)
Biological process (GO): protein ubiquitination
Molecular function (GO): protein binding
Source: RefSeq, a predicted model, not a curated record